Molecule: messenger RNA, 411 nt
Organism: Marasmius oreades (fairy-ring Marasmius)
Lineage: Eukaryota; Fungi; Basidiomycota; Agaricomycetes; Agaricales; Marasmiaceae
Exons: 2
Coding region: 1-411 (136 amino acids)
Source: RefSeq, a predicted model, not a curated record
AUGCGGCGAGCUUCACGACCCUGCCUUCCAGACCAGAAAAGGAAGUCCUUGCACGACUUUGCGCUCACGAUUGCUCCAGCAUUAUACACUGCAUACUACAGAGGCAAAGAGGAACUGGAGAAUUUCAUCAAUCUUGCUAUGGUAUACUGGCUCAGAGUCUGGCCAGAGGAGAUGGAGAUGGUUGAAUCGAACAAUGUCAAAGCACUGAAAGUGGCGCAGCAGGAUUGGCGGAAAAGAGUUCAGGAAAUCAGACAGUUGCUCAAGUUUGAACUUAACUACAAGGCAUGGGAAUACGAGACUGAAGAUUACAACCGCAACAACGAUCCCUUUGCCAGUAUUUCUUGGAGAAGGGCAAUGGAACAAUUGCUGGAGGAGGAUACUGAAUGGAAAUCAUACCCUCAAGCACUGUAG